CUCCGCUUCCGCUUCCGGGUGAGGCGGCCGUCAUGUCGGCGCUGGCGGCCAACCCCAACAAUCCCGUGGUGUUCUUCGAUGUCACCAUCGGCGGGCAGGAGGUCGGCCGCAUGAAGAUCGAGCUGUUUGCUGAUGUCGUGCCCAAAACCGCGGAGAACUUCAGUGCUGCCCGUGCAGCAUCCCGAUCACCGGGAGAGUCCACGUGGGCUGAAGGAGAAAGACCGCGGCCCUUCUCUGCUCUCUCUGUGGAGCUUCCGAUACGCUCAGUUCACAAAGGCAGCACUUUCAUGUCAUGGCAGUUUUGUACAGGUGAAUUCAGGAAAGACGGUGUCCCCAUAGGUUAUAAAGGAAGCACUUUCCACAGGGUAAUAAAGGAUUUCAUGAUCCAAGGAGGUGACUUUGUAAACGGCGAUGGCACUGGAGUAGCCAGUAUAUAUAGGGGGCCUUUUGCAGAUGAAAACUUCAAGCUGAAACACUCUGCUCCUGGCCUGCUUUCUAUGGCAAACAGUGGCCCAAGCACUAACGGGUGUCAGUUUUUCAUCACGUGCUCCAAGUGUGACUGGUUGGAUGGAAAACACGUUGUGUUCGGUAAAAUCGUUGAUGGGCUGUUGGUAAUGAGAAAAAUUGAAAAUGUGCCCACAGGACCGAAUAACAAACCCAAGCUGCCAGUUGUGAUCUCUCAGUGCGGGGAGAUGUAAAGCAGUGGAGUAGGAACGGGUGCUCCCUUGUGGGUGGAUUGGCCUUUGCCAGCUCCACGCAGCUCCAGCUCCAGCCAGUUCCCUUGCUGCUCCCGUCCUCCUCACAGACUCCUGAAAUCAUGAAAUAAUUGGCAUAUAUCAUUUUUUUUUUAAGUAUGUUCAAAUGUAAAUAAAGGAUUUUGUUACAUA
Centrocercus urophasianus (Greater sage-grouse) is the source of this 887-nucleotide messenger RNA. It is a transcript of the gene PPIH, whose product is annotated as peptidylprolyl isomerase H. The transcript has 11 exons. The record is from RefSeq and is a predicted model, not a curated record. Lineage: Eukaryota; Metazoa; Chordata; Aves; Galliformes; Phasianidae. Gene Ontology annotation, biological process: protein peptidyl-prolyl isomerization; protein folding. The coding region runs from base 33 to 698 and encodes 221 amino acids. Gene Ontology annotation, cellular component: intracellular membrane-bounded organelle. Gene Ontology annotation, molecular function: peptidyl-prolyl cis-trans isomerase activity.